Drosophila innubila is the source of this 1826-nucleotide messenger RNA. Its product is annotated as zinc finger E-box-binding homeobox 1. Bases 454 to 1608 code for a protein of 384 amino acids. The transcript has 2 exons. Gene Ontology annotation, biological process: regulation of transcription by RNA polymerase II. Gene Ontology annotation, molecular function: RNA polymerase II transcription regulatory region sequence-specific DNA binding; DNA-binding transcription factor activity, RNA polymerase II-specific. Lineage: Eukaryota; Metazoa; Arthropoda; Insecta; Diptera; Drosophilidae. The record is from RefSeq and is a predicted model, not a curated record. Gene Ontology annotation, cellular component: nucleus.
AUACCAAAGACUCCACAGCAUUUUGACCAGUGUGACCAUUAUUAGACGAUGUUGCCACAAUCGACGAAAAUUGUGAUAUUGAAGUGAAAGAAUUAAACUUGGUGGCAAGAAAGUCGCGAAAGAGUGUUGACUAUUCGAUUUGUUUACAAACAUUUUUACAGUGCCAGCGACGAAAAUCGAAGCGGAAAUUGAAAACGAGAAGCGUAACAAAAAACACAAAGCUGAAACUAAAACUGACACACGCACACAAUUACAAUUAAAGAAAAAAGGUGCUGGAGGAGAGGCGCUGACGCUACGCCACGCCGCGUAAAGCAACAAAAAAAAAGAGGCAAAAAAUACAGUAACAGCAAAGCGCAAAACGAAAAGAAAAGAACAACAACGUUUGAAUUAAUUAAUAAUACAACAAAUUGUUAAUCAAUAAUAGUACUAUUUAAUUAGCAGUGCGCGACAGCAAUGAAUUCAAAGCGCAUUAAGUACACAGCGUCCGAUGCGAAUGUGGUGGGCAAGGAGGAGCAAAUAGUGCCCGUUAUCAUUCAACAAGCGGACGAGGAGGAAGAGGAGGAGGUGGAGGAGGAGGACGUGGAGCCGACACAAUAUACGUAUGCAUAUACCACCGAAGAUGAUGACACAGAGACAGCGGUGGUCACACUCAGCGAUCGCGAUCACGAGGCCCUGGCCAAUGCCCAGGAGGUGAUUAUCGAUGAGAACGGACAUGCGGUCACACUGCAACAGCUGGUGGAGAACAGCACCGUGGAGGAGGUGGAGACCAUAGAGCAGGGCGAUGGCACGCAUACCAUACUGCAUAUUGUGCCCACCAUGGACGAGGAGGACGACGAGGAAGAAGAUGAUGAGGAGGAGGAGACACUGGAGCAGGAUGACGAUGAAAUUGUGGGUGUGGAGCACGAGGAGGGUGAGGAGCACGAAGAAGGCGAGGAGGAGGACGACGAACUCGGUUCCAUUGUCUUCGAGGGCACCAUUGAUCACAGUCCCGACUCCGAUUCGCAGUCGCGCAACAAGACCUUCUAUUGUCCCAAUUGCGGUAAUUGCUAUAGUGCCGCCGGCUCCUUGAAGCUGCACAUGCGCGCCUGUCUCCGGCAGCGAAAUGAGGUGUCCGCCGAGGAUCGCAAGUGCAAGGUGUGCAGCAAGAUUUUCAAUUCGGUUGCCUACCUCAAGGAGCACAUGAUGCGUCACACUGGCGAACAGCCGUUCCGUUGCACGCGCUGUUAUCGCAAGUUUGUGGACGAGUCCAAAUACAAUACGCACAUGGAUUCGCACAAGCAUCAGGACAAGCUGGAGGCGGAGGCAGAGGCGCUGGCAGCGCAGCAUGGCGGCAAGAAGGUGGUGGUCAAGGAGUUCACCUGCUCCUUUUGCACCCAGAACUUUACCGUUGUCUUCGAUGUGGGUCAGGUGAAGCGACGUUAUGCGUGCGACACGUGUCGCGACAAAUACUCGAAUGCGGAGGCACUGCGUCAGCACAAGCAGCAGGUGGAGGAGAAGCGAGAGUUUAGCUGCCAUCGCUGUGGACGCAAAUUCGUGUUCGAAGGCUUCCUGCAGCGCCAUCUGCCGACGUGCGAUGGCAGCAUCAAGCGACGUCGCGACAUGAAGUAGAGCUGGCAGCAACGUGAUGGCAAUUGGCGACGGCGACGUCGACGUCGUAAGAGUUCCCGAUCACAACAAAACAAAGAAGAAGAGCAGCAGGAAGAGCAACAGGAACAACAACAACAACAGCUGAUUAUGUCGCCGCCAAUACGUUACGUUGUUAUAAAGCAGGAGGAGGAGGAGGAGGAGGAACAGCACGAUCAGCAGCCCUAGAGGCUGACCAAAAA